AUGGACGACGACGCACCGCUGCCCGCCUUGUCGCCCCUGCCGCGCCGCCCCUUCGGGGAGCGCAACGCGGGGGCCGUCGCCUCGCCCGGGGCGACGCAGGACUACGACGAGCGCGCGCAGCGCCGCAUCAUGCCCGACGACCCGGGCUUCGUCGGGCGGGGCGCGCUUGCCGCGGCGCGCGAGCGCCGCGAGGCGCAGCCGCGCGAGACGGAGCAGCCCCCGGAGCAGCCCCAGCGCGCGGGCGAGGAGGGCGCGCGCGUGCAGCAGCGCGCGGACGAGGAGGCCGUCCAGGCCAUCAUGGACGACUUCGCCGAGUUCGACGACUUCGAGUUCGAGCAGCAGGAGGAGGAGGUGCGCACGGUCGAGCAGCCGCCGCUGGAGCGGCCGCGCCGGCCGCGCGCGGUCCAGGACCGCUCGACGCCAUGGAAAGCCGCGUUCAAGUGGGUGAAUGGCGUCUGUCUGGGAGACAAUCCGCUUCUGACGUUGGACGAGGCGAAGGCGUCGCUCUGCCGUGAUGGUUCUACCUGGACGAAGGGCGGCCACGACACGCGCAAGACUGGCACGUGCAACUAUUGGGAGGAGUGGCGCUGCUGUUGGAAGGCGAAGCUCGGCUGCAAAUGCGUCAUCAAAGUCGAGAAUCGCCCAGUGUCCGUGUGUUUUUCGUGUGUCGCGGCGCCGACGCUCGCGGCGCCGACGCUCGCGGCGCCGACCUUCGACCUUCGACCUUCGCGCCCCGCAGGUACAGCAUGA
Aureococcus anophagefferens is the source of this 750-nucleotide messenger RNA. RefSeq lists its product as hypothetical. The coding region runs from base 1 to 750 and encodes 249 amino acids. Lineage: Eukaryota; Pelagophyceae; Pelagomonadales; Pelagomonadaceae. The record is from RefSeq and is a predicted model, not a curated record. The transcript is spliced from 2 exons.